Messenger RNA from Carcharodon carcharias (great white shark), 4096 nucleotides. RefSeq names its product HMG box domain containing 4a (gene hmgxb4a). The coding region runs from base 430 to 2277 and encodes 615 amino acids. The transcript is spliced from 12 exons. NCBI's taxonomy places the organism in Eukaryota, Metazoa, Chordata, Chondrichthyes, Lamniformes, Lamnidae. The record is from RefSeq and is a predicted model, not a curated record.
UCUUCUCUCCCACCAAGAUGGCGGCGCUAGGCGAGGAACGGCGGCUCCGGUCGGCAGCUUCACGAUGCUGUCAGACCUGCUGAGUUUUCCAGUUUUUUCUGUUUUUGUUUCAGAUUUCCAGCAUCCGCGGUAUUUUGCUUUUAUAACAUGGCUGAUGUUUGUCUUGCACUGGGGAAGAAAGUGGGACCAGCUGAGAAAUCCACAACAGAGGAAGACCAAAACUCUGAAGCAGAAGCAUAAAUUGGUUACAAUGACCAACAAGGUCGAACCACAUCUGGAAAGUUACCCUUUCAGGCCUUGCUCUGAAGCUCCCAUGAAUUAUCCUGGCUGUAAUUUUCAGGAUUAUAUUCAGAUGAAAACUACAAACGGCUGAAGCACCUGGUUUUCCAAAUGUUUACACAGACAGUAUUUUAAAUUCAAAUUCCAGUCAUGGCUUAUGAUGAAGCACUCAAGAAAAAAGAAGAUUGUAUAGUGGGUGAAAGCGGAAUUGAAGAGGUGGGUCUGGCAGCAGGCAGAAGCCAACGAGAGAAGAAGCGCUCGUAUAAAGAUUUGCUGAGAGAAGAGGAGGAAAUAGAUGCAGAAGUCCGAAAGUCAGCCAAAAAGAAAGCGAAGGAGACUGAAGGUUUCCUGUUGGCUGCUGAUUUUCAUAAGAAAAAAAAGAAACUGCACCAUUUAACGGGCGAAGAAUUCUACUAUGGAGAACUGUCACCUAUGGAACCUGUGAAGAAGAAGAAGAAGUCUGAGGGUCAUCAGGCUGAUACUGCCAUGGGUCUCCUCAAGGCCAUGACCUCACCUAUAUCAGCAGUUCCAAAACCUUCCAAAAAAGUAGAGAAAGCAUUUUCUGCUUUUAGCUCACCAUCCUACCCUCCUUUAUACCCCGAGAGCAGAAAGGAGCACAAGAAAAAGGCCAGCAGUACAGAGCAUGAGGAAACCUCUGAAGAAGGGGACUUCCACAAGUCAAAAAAGAUGAAGCCACUUUUUGUAAAUACGGACACUGUGACUGUGCGUGAGGCGGAGGGCUUAAAAAUGAAACUCCUCCUCUCGCCCAAGGACAAGUCAGGCACGGAUGAUGAGGCAUUCAACUUUGCCGCGGCAUCGAGUCUCAAGAAAUCAUCGAAAAAGAUGAGCAGAGAGGACCAUGCCACUUUUCUUUCUGCCCUCGACGCCCACAGCUUGCCAAAAGCCGUUGUUCGUAAAAAGCACAAGUCGGAGUCCCGGGUUAGCGAGAGCUUCGACUCCGAAGCGCAUUUCUACACUGACGUCCACUCCAGCAACCUCUCCGAGUAUGACCUCUCGGGUUUGGAGGCGCUGGAUACGGCGUCAUCCUCCGGUGGAGAGCUGGAGGCGGGAGAACUGGUUAUUGAUGACUCUUUCCGCGAGAUGAAGAAGAAAAAGAAAAAAGACAAAAAGAGCAAAAAGAAGAAGGACAAGGAGAAACACCGAGAAAAGAAGCACUCAAAGUCAAAGAAGAUGCACCCCCAUUCCCCUGGAAAGGUCUUAUCAGCCACUAAGUGUUGUCAUCCAUCACAGUCGACAGUUAGCACUCCUUAUGCAAUAAAUGUGCCCCCGCCUUCCAUAUUCCACAUGGAAGGACAGAGUGAGAAAAAGAAAAAAAAGGAAGAAAAAGACAAAGAGAAGGUUGAGAAACCAGAAAAGAAAAAGAAGAAUAUGUCUGCUUAUCAACUGUUUUGCAAGGAGUACCGGAUUAAUAUUGUUGCUGAACAUCCAGGAAUAGAUUUUGGUGAGCUUAGCAAGAAGUUGGCUGAGGUAUGGAAACAGCUUCCUGACAAGGAAAAGCAGGUCUGGAAGCAGAAGUGCCAAUACUUACAGCACAAGCAGAACAAAGCUGAGGCCAUGACGGUGAAACGGAAACUGACUGAUCUAUUGGAAGAGACAACUGCUAAACAGAAAGGCAGACAAAUCUCUUCGUCUCUGUCCAGUAUGGCAACAUCUCACAAGAAAUCAUCCCAUUUGGUAGGAUUAGGAGGAAGCAGUCACUCCUCUUCCCCCAUUAAAAUGCCAGAAAUCGAUCCAAUCGAUGUCGCAGCCCACUUGCAGCUUCUGGGUGAAUCGUUGAGUCUCAUUGGUCACCGACUGCAAGAAACUGAGGGUAUGGUGGCAGUGUCCGGGAGUCUCUCUGUCUUGCUGGACUCCAUAAUCUGUGCACUGGGCCCUUUAACUUGCCUCACUGCACAGGUUGAUCGUCUCAAUGGCUGUCCAAAAGAAGUUUUGGCCCAUACUCUGGAUAACAUUGCCUAUAUCAUGCCAGGGCUUUGACCUUUGGAUAAACUUGGAGCUGAUUGAAUAGCAGAAAACUGAAUAAUAUAUUGUACAUAAAGACUUUGCUGCAGAAGAACACAUUUGUGUUGUUCCCUUUUUCAUAGUUAUUGUAAUUAUUGUUGAAAGCCCUGGUUUGAAAUGAUCGAGACAAGGUAAGCCUGGGACUGGAGACUUGCUGGGAAGAAUGUGCAUUUACCAGAGCGAUUGUUGGAUUAAUCUGCACCUACCAGGGACCACUUUGACACCAAAUAUGAACACAAGCACUGGACCACCUUGUGCUGAAACCUAAUUGUUUUCACGGGUAUGUGUCUUUUUGUAAGCCUGUAAUGUUUGAAAAAAAUGUAUAUUACAAUUUUUUUUUUAGAACUGCAAAUCUGGAAUAAAAUGAAACAGUGGAAAAAUGUAACUGAUCAGUCGCCAUCUGAAACUCAAAAAAUGGAAUGUUCUGAUAAAAGGUCAGACCCACAGGUGCCAAACUGGCCUUUCAUUUUCAAAGCUGAGCAACCUGAUUUGUAUUUGCCGUGUUCUUACUGUUUUAUUUCAUUAUUUUAUGGCACUGAAAAUACAGCUUCUCCCCUGUUUCUGUUGUCAUUGUUACUGGCCUUUAAUAUAAACUCUCCCAUGGAUUCCUCCUGUCGUGGAGUAUAAAUCACCCCUCCCCACCCCACUUGGAGAGCAGCUUGCUGAGGCACGUAAUGAUAUUGUGACAAAUAAUUUUCCUAUUUCAAGCUUGACUCAAUGCGUAGACAGCUCUCGUACGAGAUACACACAGCAUUUAACAUUUUUACAUUUGUUUUGGGUAGGCAAAAUCUUGUACAUCUGUCUCUUUUUGCAUUCUGAUUUUUACCCUUACCCUUAUCCUUUCCUCAACAAUUUGUCUGGUAUUCGGGUAGCUCUUCUUGAUGUGAGUCUGGACAGUGAGUGUUAGACUGUUAUUUCUCAUCGAGGUAUUACAGUUGAGCCAUUCUAGUCCUUUCCAAUAUGCACUUGGUAGCUGGAUCAUUGGAUAACAAUCAGGAGAGGGAAGGUGGACCUUUCAGAGAAUGGCACAGCGACAAAGUAGGCCAUUCGGUCUAUAUGUGAACGUGUCGACUCUUUGAAAGAGCUAUCCAAUUAGUCUCCUUGCACCGAAAGCCCUGAAAAUGUUUCCCUUCCAAGUACUUAUUGAAUCUGCUUCCACAACCCUUUCAGGCAGCGCAUUCAGAUCACAUCUCGCUACAUUUUUUUAAAAAAAUUCCUUUCUUGUUCUUUUGGCACUCAUUUUAAAUCUGUCCCCUUUGGUUACCAACCCUUUUGCCACUUGAAACAGUUUCUCCUAACUGAUUUCAGUAUCUCAUUAUUGCCCUAGUUUCCUCUGUACGACCUGUUACUGCAUUAACCAAAUAGCAUUAUUAAUAGAUAAGAGCAAAAUACUGUGGAUGCUGGAAAUCUGAAACAAAAACAAAAAUUGUUCGACAAAAUAAGCAGGCCUGACAGAAUCUGUGGAGGGAAAGAAAGAGUUAAUGUUUUGAGUCCAUAUGACUCUUCAGAGCUCUGAAGAAGAGUCAUACGGACUCGAAACGUUAACUCUGUCUUUCUCUCCACUGAUGCUGUCAGACCUGCUGAGUUUUUCCAACAAUUCUUGUCUUUGUUUCAGCAUUAUUAAUAGCAUUUUUAGAAACAGAAAUUACCUAUCCAGUUGUAAAUGAUCCGAUUAUCUAGCUGGUUCCCGGUGCAGGACUGGGCUAAUUACUGGUGGUAACUCCAGACAACAUGCUUAAUGUUUAUUGGAUGUCUUGGGACAUUUUACUGCAAUAAAGGUGCUAUAUAAAUGUAA